AUGAGCUCUCCCGACGAGCUGGCGAGGGACACGCCUCCGCCAUACAAACGACGGAGGACCGGCGAUACUCCGUCCCCGCGGUCGAGCUCUCCCGAUGUGUUGGCCGGGGAUCCAGAUGAUUUCCGUCCGCCCAGGCGAGUGUCGCAGCGCGGCGGCGGCCUGAGCCAGAGCCCAACCAAGGCGCAGUAUCUCAACGAUUUCUCUCGGUCGCAGACGCCGUCGCGGCCUCCCUCGGAGUUGGCUCGUCGGUCGCGAUCAGCGUCGAGUUCCGGGUCGAGGACGCGCUCGCAGUCGCCUGUCCACUCGACACCGUCUCCCUCGAGAACCCCUCGAUCGCAACACCGCUCACGCUCACCCACGUCUACAACCCAGUCGAGAUCAGAAUCCUCUUCUCCAGAACCACAGCAGCUCACUCCUCCUAGAGAACCACUCAAGCCGAAUUACAGGGCGCGCCUCGUGCUACGCGGGCACACCAAGGCGGUUUCUCAGGUUCGCAUCUCUCCGAACGGCCGCUUCAUUGCUUCUGCGUCCGCCGACGCGACUGUCAAGAUAUGGGAUGCCGCCACGGGGGCUCAUAUGGACACAUUGGUUGGUCACAUGGCUGGCGUAAGCUGCGUCGCGUGGACUCCGGACAGCAAUACACUGGCGAGCGGCUCUGAUGACAAGGCAAUCCGGCUAUGGGAUCGAGUCACAGGGCGACCGAAGACCACGGCUCGGAAAUCGGCGGGACAGGAGAUGGCAUCAUUACGAGGACAUCAUAAUUACAUUCACUGCCUAGCUUUUUCACCAAAGGGCAACAUUUUGGCCAGCGGGUCAUAUGACGAAGCUGUAUUCCUGUGGGACGUACGGGCUGGACGGUUGAUGAGGAGUCUCCCCGCCCACAGCGAUCCGGUAUCAGGCAUCGACUUUUGCCGAGAUGGCACUCUGGUCGUGAGUUGUUCAACGGACGGGUUAAUCCGUGUAUGGGAUACAAUGACUGGCCAGUGCCUACGGACUCUAGUCCACGAAGACAACCCGGCCGUAACUAACGUCUGCUUCUCCCCCAACGGCCGGUUUAUCCUUGCGUUCAACCUCGACAAUUGCAUUCGCUUAUGGGACUACAUUUCCGGUAGCGUCAAAAAGACGUACCAAGGCCAUACUAAUCAGAGCUUCGCUAUUGGUGGUUGUUUUGGGGUCCUCGAUGGCGAGGCAUUCAUCGCCUCCGCGAGCGAGGACGGAGAUGUUAUACUCUGGGACGUCAAGAACAAGGAGUUGCUACAGCGUGUGCAUGGCCACGAGGGCGUAUGUUUCUGGGUGGACGUCCAUGGCGAGACGAUGGCGACUGCGGGGCAGGAUGGCUCGGUCAGGGUGUAUCGGCAUAUCAAGCAGUCUGGUGAAGUAAAUGGAAACGGGACAAGGGAACUGUCAAAGCCUCCCAGUCAGGGGAUGCUCCAGGGAGAGCUACCAAUACGGCAGGAUGAUGUUAAGCUAGAGGAUGCUAUGAGCUGA
This is a messenger RNA of Trichoderma harzianum CBS 226.95, 1488 nucleotides long. RefSeq lists its product as hypothetical. Gene Ontology annotation, cellular component: Set1C/COMPASS complex. The coding region runs from base 1 to 1488 and encodes 495 amino acids. The record is from RefSeq and is a predicted model, not a curated record. Gene Ontology annotation, molecular function: histone binding. NCBI's taxonomy places the organism in Eukaryota, Fungi, Ascomycota, Sordariomycetes, Hypocreales, Hypocreaceae. The transcript has 2 exons.